Microtus ochrogaster (prairie vole) is the source of this 2530-nucleotide messenger RNA. RefSeq names its product complement C1r subcomponent like (gene C1rl). Lineage: Eukaryota; Metazoa; Chordata; Mammalia; Rodentia; Cricetidae. The record is from RefSeq and is a predicted model, not a curated record. Gene Ontology annotation, biological process: zymogen activation. Gene Ontology annotation, molecular function: serine-type endopeptidase activity. Gene Ontology annotation, cellular component: blood microparticle.
CUGGUCGCAGGGCUGGCAACCACCUGUGGAGCUCUCCCUCCACAAGCUGCGUGGGCAAGAUGUGCUGGCUGCUCCUUUGGGGAGUCCUCCAUACCUGUCCUACACAGGCCUCUGUACUCUUGGCCCAGCAACUACCACAGCAAGUGACGUCCCCCGGAUACCCAGAGCCGUAUCUCAAAGGCCAGGAGAGCCACACUGAUAUCGAGGCUCCAGAGGGGUUUGCCGUGAGGCUUGUCUUCCAGGACUUUGAUCUGGAGCCAUCCCAAGACUGUGAAGGGGACUCUGUCACAAUUUCAACCAGAGGAACAGAUGCAAUCCGGCUGUGCGGGCAGCACGGUUCCUCUCUGGAGAGCCCUCCUGCUCUCAGAGAGUUUGUGUCCUCAGGGAGGAGUUUGCGGCUGACCUUCCGGGCACACUCUUCACCCCAGAACAAGAUGACACACCUGCACAAGGGCUUCCUGGCUCUCUACCAAGCUGUAGCUGUGACCCAGCCCGAUGGGGACUCUGAGACUGUCACCACACCUGGAGCUGACCCUCCCAGGAUCCAGAACUGCUGCCAAGAUCUCUAUUAUGAGGCCAAACAGACUGGGACAUUCAGCUGUCCAUCCUUGGGGACUUGGAAGGACAGACAGGAUGGGGAGGAGGUUCCUCAAUGUGAGACAGUCUGUGGAAGACCCGUCAUCCCCAUUGUCCAGAACCCGAAGACUUUUGGUUCUUCCCCAGCUAAGCUGGGCAACUUCCCUUGGCAAGCCUUCACCAGUAUUUACGGUCGUGGGGGCGGAGCCCUGCUGGGUGACAGAUGGAUCCUGACUGCUGCCCAUACCAUUUACCCCAAGGACAGCGUCUAUCUCAGAAAGAACCAGAGUGUGGAAGUGUUUCUCGGUCACACAGACAUAGGCGAGCUGCUGAAACUAGGGAACCAUCCUGUCCGGAGGGUCGUGGUUCACCCAGACUACCGCCAGUAUGAGUCCCACAACUUCAACGGGGACAUUGCCCUCCUUGAGCUUCAGCACAGUGUCCCCCUGGGCCCCAACGUCCUCCCAAUCUGUCUGCCUGACAAUGAGACCCUCUACCACAGCGGCCUGUGGGGCUAUGUCAGUGGGUUUGGUGUGGAGAUGGGCUGGUUAACGACAAAGCUGAAAUACUCAAAGCUGCCUGUAGCUCCCAGGGAGGCCUGUGAAGCCUGGCUCCGCCAGAGGCAGCGGACUGAGGUGUUUUCUGAGAACAUGUUCUGUGUUGGGGACGAGACUCAGAUGAAUAGUGUCUGCCAAGGGGACAGUGGCAGCGUCUUCGUGGUGUGGGACAAUCGUACUCUUCAUUGGGUGGCCACAGGCAUUGUAUCCUGGGGCGUCGGGUGUGGUAAGGGGUAUGGCUUCUACACCAAAGUACUCAACUAUGUGGGUUGGAUCAAGACGGUAAUGGAAGGUAAAGAUUGACCCCAGGGGACCUGAGCAGUGGACCAGCACUGUGGAGGUCCGAGGAUCCACUUAGGGUCAGGGAACCGUAUUUAAGUCACUGAUUCUUCAAACCACCACCCAAGAGGAAGCCUCCUCCCCUGAACCUACACCAUCCCAAAUCAGCAGCACCACCCACUGUCCCUUCUCACCUUCAGUUUUCCCGGGCUUUGUACCAGGGUAGCCUGCACAUAUGGCUAAGCAACGUUUGCUUAGAACAUCAUUUUGUUUGUUCAAGGCAGGAUUUCACCCAGGCUGGCCUCAAACUCGUGACAGUGAUUCGGCUUCCGCCACCCAAACACUGGGAUUCCAAGCAUGCACAGAUAAACCUGGCAGUGUCACCGCGUGUGUCUUUUCGAAUCCCCUACCUCAACUAUUGACGGUUUUUUCUGCACUUACUUAUGGAAUAGCAAUCGUCUCGUCUUCUGUCCAGACGGAGUGUGAACGAAUGGGUUUUAAUUGCACUGUGUCUCAGAAAUACUCCAGAGACCCUUAUGUGGACCAUCAAACAUGCGACACCGUUGGCUUCAGCACCUACCACAAGUACACGCAAUGAAAUGAUACCUCCUUCUUCACCCUCUGUCCACUGUGUGCCAAGGCCAUCACCUGUUAUCCACCUAAUCCAGGCACGGCGCUGGCAAAGGGUGCAUUAACCAUCGUCCAUGUCUCACAAUGAAGAAACUGAAGCUCAGAAAGACACGGUGGCUUGCGGAAGUGCCACAGCUGGUUCUUGGUUGAGGCUGCAUCCCUCCCAGCAUGCUCUCUGCUGCAUCCCUCCCAGCAUGCUCUCAGGGAUACCUCUCUGCUGCCCUGGAGACCUACCUCAUCAUCCAUGCCCCCUUCUGAUCCCCCCAGCUUUACAGACCCCGUCCCUGGGGAAGACCUGCUUCGGCGAAGGUAAAAUCAUCAGUUCACACACGUUCCUGAGGCCCCCAUCACCAAGGGCACUGCCAGCCUGAGAAGAUGAACUCUUUAAUUUGUAGGAAAGAUUUGGGGUGACUUGCAGUGAAAGACAAAAAUAAAAUGCCAGAGUUUGGCGAGAAUAGAGGAUGGGUAGCGUAAAAGAGAAGGAAGGA